Molecule: messenger RNA, 1181 nt
Organism: Rhododendron vialii
Lineage: Eukaryota; Viridiplantae; Streptophyta; Magnoliopsida; Ericales; Ericaceae
Product: alpha carbonic anhydrase 4-like
Exons: 7
Coding region: 114-962 (282 amino acids)
Molecular function (GO): zinc ion binding; carbonate dehydratase activity
Source: RefSeq, a predicted model, not a curated record
UGCCAGCUCUGCCUCCAAAAACAUCUUAAUGAAGCACUCCUAUUUCGUGAGAAGAAAAACGUACUCCUGCUCCACCAAGCAACUUUUGAAUACCGAAAGAAAGGUAGCAAAGAAUGGCAGUGUACGGCAACAACCCAUCAUGUCUCAUCUCUCUCUUCCUCACUUUCUUCAUUCUUUCAUCCCAUACCCUCUUCUCCAUCUGCAACGCUUCUGAAUCUGAAGUUGAAACAGAGGAUGAAACACCUUUCACCUACCUGGAGGGAACUGGAAAAGGACCUAGAAAAUGGGGCCAGAUCAAUCCGCAUUGGCAAGUUUGUGACAAAGGAAAAUUGCAAUCUCCAAUCGAUCUUCUCGACCAGAGAGUGCAAGUUAUCCGUAAUUUGGGGAAAUUGAAAAGGGAUUACAACCCGGCUCCUGCCACUGUCAAAAAUAGGGGACAUGAUGUCACUGUGAGAUGGAAAGAAGAUGCAGGAAAAAUUAUCAUAAAUGGGACCGACUUCAAACUGUUACAGUGUCAUUGGCAUUCUCCUUCUGAACACACCUUCAAUGGAACAAGAUACAAUUUGGAGUUUCACAUUAUUCAUCUGAGCUCAAACGGAACCAUAGCUGUUAUUGGGAUUACUUACAAGUAUGGCCGUCCGGAUCCUUUUCUUGCAAAGCUCUUAAGCCACAUCGGUUCAAUUGGUAAAGAAGAAAAGGACAUUGGAAUUGUUAAUCCUGGCGAUAUCAAGUUUGGAAGCCGAAAGUACUACAGAUAUAUUGGUUCUCUAACAGUUCCUCCAUGUACAGAGGGUGUUAUUUGGACAAUAGUCAAGAAGGUGAGAACAGUUUCAAGGGAGCAAGUUCGAGCAUUAAGGGAUGUUGUCCAUGAUGGAUUUGAGGCAAAUGCAAGGCCAACGCAACAACUCGAGGGAAGACCAAUUUUGCUGUAUAAUCCCGGCAUCAAGGGAGGUUCUAAGUAAAAAUACGCAGUAGCUUUUGGAUGCAAAAAUGCGAUCUCCAUUUCAUAACUAGAUUUUCAACAUUUACUAAUAUGCGCGUUAAUGAUACAAUUAAAAGGCUUUGUUAUUAAUACAAGGUCCUUGUGAUGCAUACUCGGAUACUCCUUGAAGGAUCGACGACACUAUUCAAAUAAUAUCAUAAAAUUUGUGAAUUGAGAUCGACGGUACUAUUCGGAUCUA